Aspergillus luchuensis is the source of this 432-nucleotide messenger RNA. RefSeq names its product DIM1 family thioredoxin-like protein (gene DIB1). Bases 1 to 432 code for a protein of 143 amino acids. NCBI's taxonomy places the organism in Eukaryota, Fungi, Ascomycota, Eurotiomycetes, Eurotiales, Aspergillaceae. The transcript has 5 exons. Gene Ontology annotation, cellular component: U5 snRNP; U4/U6 x U5 tri-snRNP complex; spliceosomal complex. The record is from RefSeq and is a predicted model, not a curated record. Gene Ontology annotation, biological process: mRNA splicing, via spliceosome.
AUGGGUUCCGUCGUUCUCCCGCAUCUGCGUACGGCCUGGCACGUCGACCAGGCUAUUCUCUCCGAGGAGGACAGACUUGUGGUCAUCCGAUUCGGUCGCGAUCACGAUGUUGACUGCAUGCGUCAGGACGAAGUCCUUUUCAAGAUCGCCGAACGAGUGAAGAACUUCGCUGUCAUCUACCUCUGCGACAUCGACGAGGUACCCGAGUUCAACACGAUGUACGAACUCUUUGACCCAAUGACCAUCAUGUUCUUCUACCGGAAUAAACACAUGAUGUGUGAUUUUGGCACGGGUAACAACAACAAGUUGAACUGGGUGCUUGAAGACAAGCAGGAGAUGAUCGAUAUCAUUGAGACCAUUUACAAGGGUGCGAAGAAGGGACGUGGUCUGGUUGUUAGUCCGAAGGAUUACUCGACCAGGUACCGCUACUGA